Molecule: messenger RNA, 760 nt
Organism: Rhinichthys klamathensis goyatoka
Lineage: Eukaryota; Metazoa; Chordata; Actinopteri; Cypriniformes; Leuciscidae
Product: roundabout homolog 1-like
Exons: 5
Coding region: 80-760 (226 amino acids)
Biological process (GO): synapse organization; homophilic cell-cell adhesion
Cellular component (GO): neuronal cell body; plasma membrane; axon
Molecular function (GO): axon guidance receptor activity
Source: RefSeq, a predicted model, not a curated record
AGGAACCAGGUUGAUGUGAACUUCUAGCUUGGCCUACAAAAAUACAUCAUCACUGCAGCGCUCUAUUCAUCUCCAUGGCAUGUUGCUCGGCUGGUGGAAAUUAAUCUCGGAGACGACCAGGGAUGCCAUCUCUGUAAGAGUCAUGCAGGUCACAUGGUCAGGCACCACAGUCCUCAUCAUUUUCACCUUGCUGCAGUUUGUCCAGUCGGAGCUGUUGGAGGGUCCUGUGGUUCCAGACACGGGGACUCAGGAGGGGACUAGCAAUAGGGCCACAGAAGCCCCCACUGCAGAACAUGAUGAUGACAACUCUCUGGGCUACACAGGAUCCCGUCUGCGUCAGGAAGACUCCGCACCCCGCAUUGUGGAACACCCCUCCGAUCUGAUCGUAUCCAAAGGUGAACCCGCCACCCUAAACUGCAAGGCUGAAGGGAAGCCCAACCCGACCGUGGAGUGGUACAAGGAUGGAGAGCGCGUGGAAACGGACCGGGACAACCCUCGAUCCCACCGUAUGCUCCUGCCGAGUGGUUCCCUCUUCUUUCUGCGUAUCGUACACGGGCGUCGCAGCAAACCUGACGAAGGCUCCUACGUUUGCGUGGCCCGUAACUACCUGGGAGAAGCGGUUAGCCACAACGCCUCACUGGAAGUAGCUAGUUGGGCUUUGCCAACAUUGUGGUGGCCAAAUGUUCCCACAGGAGUAGUAAAACCUGAAAUCACCUACAUUACAGAACAGACCAACAGUUCCCAUGUGGAAAAUGGCUGA